This is a messenger RNA of Fonsecaea erecta, 1296 nucleotides long. RefSeq lists its product as hypothetical. Gene Ontology annotation, biological process: transmembrane transport. Lineage: Eukaryota; Fungi; Ascomycota; Eurotiomycetes; Chaetothyriales; Herpotrichiellaceae. The coding region runs from base 1 to 1296 and encodes 431 amino acids. The record is from RefSeq and is a predicted model, not a curated record. Gene Ontology annotation, molecular function: transmembrane transporter activity. Gene Ontology annotation, cellular component: fungal-type vacuole membrane. The transcript is spliced from 5 exons.
AUGGAACGAGACACGAAAGCCCAAUUGACUCAAGAUCUUGAGAAGACAGAGAACAGGGAGGAAAAAAAUGGCGGCCGUGAAUUCAACACAAGGUCGAUGCUCACCCUUGUCGGUGCCGCCAUGUCAACCUUCUGCACGGUUGGCUUCCUCAAUGCGUUCGGCGUCUUCAUAAACUACUAUCGAACACAUCAAUUGGCCGACAUGUCCGAGUUUGACAUAACCUGGAUUGGCUCGUUCGCGACCUUUAUCUUUUUCCUCUCCGCGGCGCCAGCAGGCUUGUUGGUCGAUCGAAUGGGCCCUACGAUUCUCCUCAUUAUAGGUGGCAUUAUGACCCUCCUGGCCAUGUUUAUGGUCUCUUUGUGUCACAAAUAUUACCAAUUUUUCCUGGCACAAGGACUUCUCCUGGGCGCCGGGCAAGCAUUUCUCGUCUGCCCCACGCUGGCCAUGGUGAGCUCUCACUUUCACAAGAACCGCGGCUUGGCCACCGGCUUCACCAUAGCAGGGUCCUCCCUGGGUGGCGUGAUAUGGCCUAUAAUGGUGGAUCAACUUCUGAACAAGGAUGGCGUCAGUUUCGGCUGGACAAUGCGUAUCGUUGCCUUUACAAUGCUUCCGCUCGUGGUCAUCACCUGCGCCACCGUCCUUCCGCCAGCGGCAGAGAAGCCAAAGACUGAGGAAAAUUCCCCAGCACCCAGCAAAAAGGAGCCAAAGAAAACAGACCUGUCGAUCGUCAAGAAUCGUGUCUUCCUCACCUUUUGUCUGGGCAUCGGGAUUUAUUACCUGGGGAUGUUCUCCCCUUUCUUCUUUGUGACCUCGUACGCCGUCAGCGUUGGUCAAUCCACCAGUUUCGGGUUCUACCUGGUCUCCAUCCUCAACGCCGCCUCUCUGUUUGGAAGAAUCUCCGCCGGCUGGGCUGCCGAUAGAUACGGACAUUUCAAUUUGUGCUCAGUAGCCGCCAUGACAUCCGCGUUGGUUGCAUACUGCUGGACCGCCGCCCAAACAUCAGCGGGCUUGGUGGUGUGGAGCUUGGCGUAUGGAUAUGCUUCGGGUUCAAUUAUGAGUCUCCAGGUGGCGUGCGGGACGAAGCUAGCAUCGCCAGAAGCCUAUGGCACUGCGGUUGGCAUGAUCAUGGGAAUUGUCUCUGUCACUGGUCUCUUCGGUUCUCCCAUCAGCGGCCAGCUGAUCAAGUCCAGCUACCUCGCCCUUUCCAUGUACGCUGGAAGUGCACUGGUGGUCGGCGGGCUUUUCAUUUGUCUUGCACGACUGCAGCUCUCUCGGAAGCUGUUGGCCGCUGUCUGA